Molecule: messenger RNA, 495 nt
Organism: Rotaria sp. Silwood2
Lineage: Eukaryota; Metazoa; Rotifera; Eurotatoria; Philodinida; Philodinidae
Source: the annotation of a GenBank genome assembly
AUGGGCGGACCGAUUAUUAGAUGGCGACAUGGACGAGUGGAUUAUAGAGAUGGGAAACAAUCACCACCGGAUGGUCGAUUACCAGAUGCUGCUCAAGGAGUUCAACAUAUUCGAGAUAUUUUCUAUCGAAUGGGUUUCAAUGAUAGUGAAAUUGUUGCUUUAAUUGGUGCGCAUUCUAUGGGUGGAUGUCACAUAGAUCGAAGUGGUUAUGAUGGACAUUGGACGGCUACACCGAAUACAUUUUCAAACCAAUUUUUUCGUUCUUUAUUACAAGAACAUUGGCAAGAACGUCAAUGGAGUGGUCCAAAACAGUUCGAAGAUGUUAAGACACAAGUUCUCAUGAUGUUACCAACUGAUUUAGCGCUGAUUCAAGAUCCUCGAUUUAAAAGAUAUGUAGUAGAAUACGCAACAGAUUAUUAUCGUUUUAGCAAGAGUUUUGGAGCUGCUUUCGAGAAAUUAUUAGAAUUGGGAGUCGAUUUUCAUAAACUUGGUUGA